AUGGGGCUGGUCGGCGGGGAGUUCGAUAUGGAGCUGAACUUCGUGAUCCAGGAUGCGCAGAACAUACAGCAUAUGCUGGAGCUCCUAGACCACUGUCCGCCCAGUCUGCAGGCGGAGAUAUGGUCGGUGUUCAUCGCGAUCCUGCGCAAGAGCGUGCGCAACCUGCAGGCCUGCACCGACGUCGGCCUCAUCCACCACGUGCUGCAGCGAUUGCCUCGCGCCGAGACCGUGGUCGCAGACCUCCUCAUCGAGAUGCUUGGCGUGCUGGCCAGUUACAGCGUCACAGUCAAGGAGCUAAAGCAGCUUUUCAAUGCAAUGAAAGCAGUUAACGGCAAAUGGCCCCGACACUCUGCCAAGUUACUCAACGUGCUUCGACAGAUGCCACACAGGAACGGACCGGACGUGUUCUUCAGUUUCCCGGGCCGCAAGGGAUCGGCCAUCGUCCUGCCACCCCUGGCCCGGUGGCCCUACGAGAACGGGUUCACGUUCACGACGUGGUUCCGCCUCGACCCCAUCAACUCGGUCAACAUCGAACGGGAGAAACCCUACCUGUACUGCUUCAAGACGAGCAAGGGCGUCGGCUACACGGCGCACUUCGUCGGCAACUGCCUGGUGCUCACCUCUAUGAAGGUCCGCGGCAAGGGGUUCCAGCACUGCGUCAAAUACGAGUUCCAACCUAGGAGGUGGUACGCGAUAGCGGUCGUGUACAUAUACAACAGGUGGACGAAGAGCGAGAUCAAGUGCCUGGUGAACGGUCAGCUCGCCUCCAGCACCGAGAUGGCGUGGUUCGUCUCCACGAACGACCCCUUCGACAAGUGCUACAUCGGCGCGACGGCGGAGCUUGACGAGGAGAGGGUAUUCUGCGGCCAAAUGGCGGCUAUAUACCUCUUCGGUGAGGCUCUCACCACCCACCAGAUCUGUGCAAUGCACCGCCUUGGACCCGGAUAUAAGAGCCAAUUCCGUUUCGACAACGAAUGCAACAUCAGUUUGCCGGAGAACCACAAAAGGGUGAGCGACAACGCCGCGCCGAGGCUUGAUCCCGCUGACAGUCCGCCCGAUCCCGCCGAUUCCACCAUUUCCGCCGAUUCCGCCAUUUCCGCCGAUCCCGCCAAUUCCGCCGAUCCCCACCCGCCGAGCCCACUCGCCCCGAAGCUUCGCAGGAGGAUACCAGGGCGGCAGGGCGCGAGGAGAGUGUCGUUG
Messenger RNA from Iphiclides podalirius (scarce swallowtail), 1200 nucleotides. Lineage: Eukaryota; Metazoa; Arthropoda; Insecta; Lepidoptera; Papilionidae. The record is from the annotation of a GenBank genome assembly.